Molecule: messenger RNA, 648 nt
Organism: Perkinsus marinus ATCC 50983
Lineage: Eukaryota; Perkinsozoa; Perkinsida; Perkinsidae
Exons: 7
Coding region: 1-648 (215 amino acids)
Source: RefSeq, a predicted model, not a curated record
AUGGCGAUCCCCAAAGUCGAUAAACCCCAUGAGGAGACAUCAGCGGGGCCUUCGUCAAGUGGUAAGAAGGGAUUUACAUCUUGGAUAUCAUCUCUACUUUGCGGCGGCUCUCGGGCUAAUAAGAUAGACACGCCAGUACAUGCUCGGACACGCAGAAAUGAGAACGAUUAUUACGGAUCUGGCAGCAGCCAUAGAGACGCGCAGCCUCUUGCAGUGGAUCCUUCGACUAAGGGGCCGAUCAGGACCGUAUACGACUCAAGACGAGGCAGAGGUUUGCCGGACUCUUUCUCUCCACAUCGGCUAGCGAAUAACGUCGAAGGCUGCCAGUAUCGAUCGGCAGCGGGGUCUAAGGUGCCUUCUGGGGACUUGUUACCUGCGGUUACGUCACGAACUCAUCCCGAGAUGCGCAUGAGCUCUAGAGAGAUGCGUGAUAUAUUCAAGUCGAUGGCAAGACUAGCUGACCAACGACGGCUCACGGGGAAGCAUGUGCAGAAAGGUGGCAAACUGAUCUGUGUCGGUGUCAACAAGAACGACCUCGAAAGGGCACAUGUCCACGUACCUCUUUCUAAGGCGUAUCCUUGGCUCACUAAGAGCUACUCUUACGGGCCCAUUGGGGGAACGCUAGUUACGGUAUCAUUCAUCGUGUAA